AUGGCGCUCGAUCUUCAUGACAAGAUAGACAGCUUGUUUGCCGAGUGGAGCGAAGUUGUGGAUCCAAGUGAUGCCUUGGGGGAGCUCCUCCAAGACAAAGAUAACUCCCGCGCCUUGUUCCAUAGCCUGAGACGCCAGCUCAGAGCGAUCCGCAAGCGGUCCCAGAAGCCCGAGGAUGGCCAAGUCAACAUCUAUGAUUCUGCACUUCUCCGUCUCUAUGAUCAUGGGCACAGCAUGCAGCAUUACGGUCUGUUUGAAUUCUACAUGGCCGAGUUCCUCGGAACGAAGAGAUGCAAAACAGAUGGUGAGAUCAAGGCUGUCCUCGCAGCUCAACUCGCAGCCCAGCGUAUCUUGGAGGAAGGCAAGUUGACCCGCAAGCAUCAUCCCACAUCAAUUGAUGUCCCAUCUAAUAUCACCAAUCAGGCCCGAUUGACCGAAUUCCCCUUGUUUCGGACUCCGAUACCAUUCAAAAGGAAACGAAAUCCUGCAACUGCAAUCAAAACGAACAGAGCGGAUGACUACGACGUUCUCAAGAUGGACGACAGCCACUACAAGCAAACCGAAAACGUCCGCUUCCUUCGCGAUACUGCCGAGAACCUCUUGCGUUUCCUGCAGCAUGAAGACAAGGAUCAUCCUCUGAUCGAAGAACUUCUGGAUACCGUGAGGUCCAGCCAGGCUCGCGCGACCAAGCUCGCUGGUGGACGCAAACGUAAGUUUGAAUACGAACGAAGCGACUAUCGAGACGGGUACAGUCCUAGCCCCAGUCCCUACCGACCCAGCGGAUACUAUGGAGAGUACAACGAUGGAUGGGAGCGGGAGAGAUACGUGGAUCGCUAUGUUCCGCAGACCUCACGGGGUCGUGCACCAGACAUCUACCGUCCUUAG
Messenger RNA from Penicillium olsonii, 885 nucleotides. The record is from the annotation of a GenBank genome assembly. NCBI's taxonomy places the organism in Eukaryota, Fungi, Ascomycota, Eurotiomycetes, Eurotiales, Aspergillaceae.